AUGUCAGACAUGGAAGAGGUUUUGGAGAGGCAAGAGCGAGAAAGGCGAGCAAGAAUGCGUAGAAGAGCUGCAAGCAAAAAGGCGCAGAGAGAACUAGAUGAGCAACUUGGUGUGGCUGUUGCUUUGCUGGAGGAAGAAAACCAGAGCCACCGUGGUUCACGAGAAGGCCGGGCAUCGAAUGUGGACAGACAUAGACAUUCUCGGGAUUUGGGGCUGCUUCCCGAGCAAAAGUUCACAGCUGUGAUACAAAUGUUGGCGUAUGGGUCAUCUGCUGAUCAGGGACUACCUGCACAGACCUACGCCCAGGGACCGCAACUGCUUCUACAAAAAGCUGAGUCUCAUGGAUUUCCUGGAAUGAUUGGUAGCAUUGACUGCAUGCACUGGCAAUGGAAAAAUUGUCUAGCUGCUUGGCAAGGGGAUUAUGGGAAUCGGAAAGGGCAGAAAAGCAUCAUCCUCGAAGCAGUUGCUGGUUUUGAUACAUGGGUUUGGCACGCCUUCUUUAGAGUUGCCGGCUCUCAAAAUGAUUUGAACGUCCUGGGUCAAGCCCCGGUGUUCAAUGACAUUUUGAGAGGUGAAGGCCCAAAUAUCACAUAUCAAGUCAAUAAUACCGUCUAUCAGAACGAGUAUUAUCUAGCUGAUGGUAUCUACCCGAGGUGGACAACAUUUGUGAAAUCAAUUCCACAUCCCCGAUCACAGAAGGAAAAUUUUUUUGCUGCCUAUCAAGAGGGGUACAGAAAAGAUGUGGAGAGGUGCUUUGGUAUCCUUCAAGCUCGGUGGGCUAUUAUCAGGGGCGCGGCGCGUCUAUUUGACGAGGAGGUGCUUAGAAAUGAGUAUGAUUACGAUGUUGAUGAAGUGUAUGAACCAGAUCCAAUGAACACGGCCUUAACACGAAUUUAUGAAAAACCUAUGGGGCCAAAUAGAGAACCAGUGCAGCAUGAUCCGUUGGUUAGAGACGGUACUUUCAUGCAUCGUAUGAUUGAGCGCUAUACGGAGAUGCAAUCGUCGUAUAUUCAUGAACACCGUCAAGUUGACUUGAUGGAGCAUUUAUGGGCGGUGAAAGGCAAUGAAGGUCAAUGA
Prunus armeniaca (apricot) is the source of this 1077-nucleotide messenger RNA. Lineage: Eukaryota; Viridiplantae; Streptophyta; Magnoliopsida; Rosales; Rosaceae. The record is from the annotation of a GenBank genome assembly.